ACGACGGUACGGCAGAGAGAGGGAGGAGGCGACGCGGAUGACACACACAUACACACCCAGCCGUUUUCUCACACAGGGAGGACAGGAGGACGGCGAAGAGGAGAAAGGGAGAGAAGAAGAGGAGGAGGAGGAGAGAGGAAAGCGCGCAGAAAGAGAGAUCCGUGGAGAGAUGCCCGCUGGACGGAUGGAUUUUAUGUUCCCCGAGCUGUACGAGCCUCUGUAAGACGACAUGGGCUGCAUAGGAUCCCGGACGAUCACAGCGGAUGCGGUGCCGGUACGGAAAGAUGGGGAUCAGCAUGGCCGUGCUGAGUUUUCCUGGGAAGGAAUCAAUUUGUCCAUGGAGGACACUACUUCCAUUCUGCCUCGACUCAAGAGGAAGCCCACCAACACCUAUGGGAUCGGUGCCCUGGCUAAGUCCUCUCUGUCAGGUGUGUCAGGUGUGACUCGCUCCAUGAAGGAUAAAGUGACCAAGCCCACGGCCAUGGCCCAGGGUCGCGUUGCUCACAUGAUUGAGUGGCAGAGCUGGGGCAAGCCAUCUGCAGGGCCGCAGGGGGGUGCGGGACAUACCAACCUGCAGAGGGAGAAGGAGAGGAGGAUGGAGAACGACGCAUACAGUGACCUUAGUGAUGGCGAGAAGGAGGCUCGCUUUGCUGCAGGCAUCAUGCAGCAGUUUGCGAUCUCCGAGGCAACUCUGUUCGGCUGGACCUCGAUGGAUGGGGAGAGUAUGGGAGCUGGCUCCAACCAGGGCAGCGUCGCUCACCUCAGCGAGGUCAACCAGGAGAGCAUCACCAGCAGAGACCAGGUGCUCCAUCACUCCUCUGCAGACGUCUGGCCUCACACCUACGUCUCGCAGGGCCUGUACUGCCUGUCAUCCUCUGACGCCUGGGACCCGAUCACCAGCCAGCCCUCCGGUGUGGCCUCACCAGCUGCAGGCUCCUACAUCAUGGCUGCUGGUGGCAGCAGCGGAGCAGGGGGUACACCUGGUGAGGGAUACGAGGGGACAGUAGGCAGUUACCUUCAGCAGCACCAGGCUCAACUCGCCCUGCAGCAGCAGACUCAAUUCCAACAGCUCCAACAGUUCCAACAGCUCCAACAGCUUCACCAUUACCAGCAGCAACAGCUUCUGCAAUUCCAACAACAACAGCAGGUGGAGAUCGUUGGGCAGGUGAGUGGACAGAUGGCUGACAUGGUAGUGGGAGUGGUGGACACAGUCGGAGAGGAGCCAGAGCCCGAGUCUGAAGGCAUCUUUGAGCAGCAUGAAGAGGAAGAGGAACUCACAAAGGUAGAAGAGGUAACAUUAACUUUGGAGCCGGAGCCGUGCUCUUUGACCCCAUCUCCGCUGAGAGAGGAGGCCCCCUCGACCAGAGGCUCAAGCCCAGGUACGCAAGCACAGAGUGAAGACUACGUCACGGAGAGGAUACCGUUUGAUGUCAUGCCCUGUGUCGUCCAGUUGCUGGAAGAGAAGGACGAAGAGGCGGAGGAGGGCUCUAUUGUUGUUGUUGCAACCAACUGAAAUCAUAGUCACACAAAGACAGGAAAUAAAUACUCCAAUAAUCAAUCAAGCUAUUAUCCCAACCUGUCCCCUCUCAACUAUUUACCCACUUUGAGUCGGGGAAACAGGAAAAGACCUUUGGAUGGAAAAGGUGGGCUGUAAUGUACACACGACAAGAAGCCCCAUUAGCUACUGCGGGAAAUGUGGAAUAUCUGACAAUGAACAGAUGAAAACUGAGGUAGUUGAGGGACUUAAUUCAGUGACUUCUAAAACAAAAUGGAUUAACAAAAGGUUUGAACCAAGUGGACCAAAGAGCCAGGACUGGAGGCUGAACAGGGGACAAAUGGAAGAAGGUAGGACAAGAAGAAGAAAGGGCCUAGUUAACAAUGAAUUUGCAAUACCACAAACAAACAAAACCUGAUUUGGGUGAAACAGUAUUUGCAAAUAAUUCUGAGUGCACCAGAAGCAGGCACGUGUCACAGUAGAAAAAAAAUCCUACAGGACCAGAACAUCUCCCUAGUCAGAGAGACUUGGUUUUGCUUUGACUGCCAGCUAGACUGAGCCCUACCUGACGUGCUCUGAUGCAGUAACCCGGUCCAAGCUGAUGCUCAAAACAACCUGUGGUAUACGCUCGGAGUUAUUUGCAAACAUGAUCUGGACACAACCAAAAGAAAGUGCAUGCUUUUUAACAGUGACCUAGCCCUAACAGUAUAACACAGUAUACAAAGUAAUAAUAUAUCAAAUUGCUUUUUAUAAUCCAUCCAUCCAUCCAUUUUCCUCCGCUUAUCCGGGACCGGGUCAUGGGGGCAGCAGUCUAAGCAAAGAU
Monopterus albus (swamp eel) is the source of this 2318-nucleotide messenger RNA. Its product is annotated as protein FAM131B-like. The record is from RefSeq and is a predicted model, not a curated record. The transcript is spliced from 10 exons. Bases 230 to 1513 code for a protein of 427 amino acids. NCBI's taxonomy places the organism in Eukaryota, Metazoa, Chordata, Actinopteri, Synbranchiformes, Synbranchidae.